This is a messenger RNA of Bactrocera latifrons, 1732 nucleotides long. Its product is annotated as esterase B1-like. The transcript is spliced from 5 exons. NCBI's taxonomy places the organism in Eukaryota, Metazoa, Arthropoda, Insecta, Diptera, Tephritidae. Bases 26 to 1645 code for a protein of 539 amino acids. The record is from RefSeq and is a predicted model, not a curated record.
ACCGCAGCAGUUAGUUGCGAAGAUUAUGGAUUCGGAAAUUCUAGAGCCAAUAGUGUCCACCGCAAGUGGCAAGGUGAGAGGUCAACUUCGUGAAGGUAUCUACGGUGACACCUAUUACAGUUUCGAUGGCAUACCUUAUGCGAAGCCACCACUUGGUAAAUUACGCUUCAAAUCACCACAGCCGGUCGAGCCUUGGCUUGGCGUACGCGACUGUAUCAUAUGUCCGGCGAAAUGUAUGCAAAGCAAUCGUUAUAAUGGCGCGAUUGAGGGCAUUGAGGAUUGCUUGUAUUUAAAUGUAUUUACGAAGAAGUUACUCUCUGCAAAGCCUUUACCGGUCUUAGCUUAUUUGAUUGGUGGACGUUUUACAACCGGAGAUGCCUCACGUAAUAGUUGGGGUCUGGAUUACCUUAUGAUGAAAGAUGUAAUACUUAUAAGUAUUGGAUUUCGAUUAGGUGCUUUAGGCUUUCUCAGUUUCCCGGAACCCGAACUUCAAGUGCCCGGUAAUGCGGGCCUCAAAGAUAUCGUGAUGGCACUACAGUGGAUAAAGAAAAAUUGUCAGUACUUUAACGGUGAUCCCGAUAAUAUAACACUAUUCGGACACAGCUCGGGCAGCCAGGCAGCACAACUGCUCAUGUAUGUGCCGCAAUGUGAAAAUCUCUUCCACAAAGUCAUACUAAUGUCCGGCAUGCAAAUGCACUUGCGCCGCAUUCCCCAACUAGAAUAUCGCUUCGCCAAGCACUUGGGAUAUAAAGGCCAAGAGAAUAACCACGACAUACUUGCCUAUCUAAGCGCAUUACCGGCAGAGCGCCUUUGCGAUCUUGAAAUUUUGACGCCAGAAGAACUCAAGCAAGGCCAUUUUUUUGUAUUCUCUCUUACACUGGAAAAGAAAUCUGCGCCAGAUGCUCUAUUGACCAAGGACCCACUUGAUAUGUAUGCUGAUAAGCAAUCUUGGUGUCACAGUAUACCGCUGGUGUUAGGUGGCAACUCAUUUGAGUCUCUUAUGCACUACAAGUAUUUCACCAAGGAACCUGAACUAUAUGAAACUCUCAGAAAGCAUCCUGAGUACUUGCUCUCACACGAAGUCAGAGAGAAAUGUGAUAUGCACAUACAACAACAACUCGCAAAGAAGCUUAUCCGCUUGCAUUUAGGUGUGAAGGAAUUGGAUAUUGAACAGUCGUUUGAUGUUAUGCGUCUAUCGUCAUAUGAUUUUAUGUACCAUCCGAUAUAUCGCUAUCUCAAAACACGAAUACCUAAUGCUAAAGCACCUACCUAUCUUUAUCGCUUCGACUUUGACUCACCUUACUUCAACUUGUAUCGGAUAAAGCAUUGUGGCCGUAAAGUGCGUGGCGUGUCCCAUGUAGAUGAGCUUUCCUAUAUUUUCUUUAUGCCAGACUCAUUUAAGCUGCAGCGUAGCUCGACGGAGUUUAAGAUGAUUGAAUGCAUGAUAGAUUGGAUAACAACCUUUGCUCUCAAUUCGGAUCCUAACUGUGAGAAACUAAGCAGCUUAGUUUGGGAACCACUGAAUGGAGAUGCUCGCUAUUGUCUUAAUAUUAGCGAUGAACUGAGCUUUAUCACAUGGCCAGAGGAAGAGAAGUGCGUAUUGUGGGAUCAAUAUUAUAAGGAGGCGGGUAUAAGAACCUUUUAGUUGAUAGUUUUAGUUAGAAGUGUCACAGUAUGCACACAUGUUUGGCAGAAAAUAUUAUUAUUAUUAUUUUAUUUAAUUUUUUUGUUU